AUGCCCGUAAUAGGGCUAGGGACAUGGCGGCUUCGCGGAGAUAGGCUGCGAUCUGGGGUCUUCGGGGCGCUUCACGAGCGAUACGGUUUGAUUGACACCGCAUCAGUGUACGGGAAUGAGGAGGAGAUCCGGCAGCUCCUCAAGGAGGCGGGAAACCCCAGGGUAUUCUUGACCUCCAAGCUGAAGCCCGAAGACGCCCAGGGAACUGAAGCAGUUCUGAAAGCAUUUGAAGGCACAAUCGAGCGGCUAGGAGUGGAGCAGCUCGACCUGUACCUAAUACAUUGGCCAGGCAGCGGCGGGGUGGACGCCAACAGCCCAGCAAACAGGCAGAGGCGGCUGGAGAGUUGGCGCGCCUUAGAGCAGUUGUAUGAGAAGAAAAAGGUCCGGGCGAUUGGGGUGUCGAAUUUCUUGGUGCCGCACAUCGAGCAGCUGAUGGAGGAUGGCGCGAAGAUCAUGCCAAUGGUCAAUCAGCUUGAGUGGCACCCAAUGUGUUGGGUCCCGGACUUGAUUCCGUUCGCAAAGAAGCACAGUAUAGUACUCCAGGCCUACUCCUCGCUUGGAUCCGGGGAAAACAGAUUGCUUGACCACCCGGUGGUGAAAGAGAUCGCGAAGGAAAUUAAUCAGCCACCCAGCGUGGUGCUUUUGGGGUGGCCUCGUCAGCAGGGGCUGCUGAUCAUACCGUGCAGCACAUCCCAGGAACACCUGAAGGAAAAUUUGGCAGCGCUGACUGUGCAGCUGUCGGAAGAUCAGAUGAAGAGACUUGGCGCCAUUCAUGAAGAUGUCAAGCACCGUUUCUGCUGGGACCCUAACACCAUUGCAUAG
This is a messenger RNA of Eimeria tenella, 822 nucleotides long. Its product is annotated as aldo/keto reductase family oxidoreductase, putative. Gene Ontology annotation, molecular function: oxidoreductase activity. The record is from RefSeq and is a predicted model, not a curated record. Bases 1 to 822 code for a protein of 273 amino acids. The transcript is spliced from 6 exons. NCBI's taxonomy places the organism in Eukaryota, Apicomplexa, Conoidasida, Eucoccidiorida, Eimeriidae.